AUGGCAGACGACGGCGAGAUACAGGGGCUACUGGCGCAGGCGGCGAAGGCGUACGCGAGCGAGAACUUCGAGGCGGCGGCCGAGCUGUAUGCCGCGGUGAACGAGGCAGCGGAGGCGGCGGGGCACGUGGAGCCCGACUUCCUCUUCCUGUACGGGCGCGCUCUGUGGCGGGCGGCGGCGGCAGCCGGCGACGUGCUGGGCGGCGCGGAGGACGAGGAGCAGUCGGACCUGGAGGCGGCGUGGGAGGUGUUGGAGCUGGCGCGCACGCUGUACGAGGAGGCCCUGAGCGCGUCGGGGGACGCGGUGGUGCAGCAGAAGCUGGCGGAGACGUACGACGUGCUCGGGGAGGUGUCACUGGAAGCGGAGAACUUCGGGCAGGCAGCAGAGGAUCUGCGGUCGUGCCUGGCGCUGCGCGAGCGGAGCGGGGCGGCGGAGCGGCUGCUUGUGGAGGCGCACUACAAGCUGGCGCUCGCGCUGGAGUACGUGCCGGGCGGGGCGGCGGAGUGCUGCGCGCAGCUGCAGCGGUGCGUGGAUAUGCUCGGCGCGCGCGUGGCGGCGGGCACGGGCGCGCCGGACGACGGCGAGCUGCUGGCGGAGCUGCAGCAGAAACUGGCGGACGUGGCAGCGCAGCCGCCGGCAGCGGAGGUGGCGCCGGACGCGCUGGCCGGCUUGCGCGAGCAGCUGGCGAGCGCGGCGGUCAACGACCUGACCUCGCGCGUGCGGCGCCGCGGUGGCGCGCCGGACGGUGGUCAAUAG
Eremothecium gossypii ATCC 10895 is the source of this 756-nucleotide messenger RNA. Its product is annotated as SHNi-TPR domain-containing protein. Gene Ontology annotation, biological process: DNA replication-dependent chromatin assembly; CENP-A containing chromatin assembly. The record is from RefSeq and is marked provisional. Gene Ontology annotation, cellular component: nucleoplasm. The transcript has a single exon. Lineage: Eukaryota; Fungi; Ascomycota; Saccharomycetes; Saccharomycetales; Saccharomycetaceae. Gene Ontology annotation, molecular function: histone binding. Bases 1 to 756 code for a protein of 251 amino acids.